This is a messenger RNA of Paecilomyces variotii, 738 nucleotides long. Its product is annotated as nucleotide-diphospho-sugar transferase. Gene Ontology annotation, molecular function: dolichyl-phosphate beta-D-mannosyltransferase activity. Bases 1 to 738 code for a protein of 245 amino acids. Lineage: Eukaryota; Fungi; Ascomycota; Eurotiomycetes; Eurotiales; Thermoascaceae. Gene Ontology annotation, biological process: GPI anchor biosynthetic process; protein O-linked glycosylation via mannose. Gene Ontology annotation, cellular component: endoplasmic reticulum membrane. The transcript has 2 exons. The record is from RefSeq and is a predicted model, not a curated record.
AUGGCAGACACCAAGAACAAGUACUCUGUGAUCCUUCCCACCUACAAUGAGCGCAGGAAUCUCCCUAUCAUUACCUGGCUGAUCCAGAGAACUUUCAACGAGAACAAUCUCGACUGGGAGAUCAUUGUAGUCGACGAUGGCUCCCCCGAUGGAACUCUCGAGAUCGCCAAACAACUCCAGAAGCUCUACGGCGAGGAACACAUUAUUCUAAAGCCUCGCGCGGGUAAGCUUGGCCUCGGAACCGCCUAUGUGCAUGGUCUGCAGUUCGCGUCUGGCAACUUCGUCAUCAUUAUGGAUGCCGAUUUCAGUCACCACCCCAAGUUUAUCCCGGAAAUGAUCAAGAUCCAGAAGGAAACCAACGCCGAUAUCGUCACCGGGACGCGAUAUGCCAGUCGAGGACCUCUGCGGGGAGGCGUGUACGGUUGGGACCUGUUCCGUAAAUUCACCUCGCGUACGGCGAACUUGAUCGCGGAUGUGAUGUUGAUGCCCGGUGUCAGCGAUCUCACGGGCAGUUUCCGUCUGUACAAGAAGCAGGUGCUGGAAAAGGUUAUCACCAGCACUGAGAGUAAGGGAUACUCUUUCCAGAUGGAGAUGAUGGUCCGCGCAAAGGCCAUGGGUUACAAGGUGGAAGAGUGCCCGAUUACCUUCGUCGACCGACUUUACGGAGAGAGCAAGUUGGGAGGAGACGAGAUUGCCGAAUACCUGAAAGGCGUGUUUACCCUGUGGCUGAAGGUCUAA